Molecule: messenger RNA, 1198 nt
Organism: Ctenocephalides felis (cat flea)
Lineage: Eukaryota; Metazoa; Arthropoda; Insecta; Siphonaptera; Pulicidae
Product: protein TFG-like
Exons: 9
Coding region: 63-1157 (364 amino acids)
Biological process (GO): COPII vesicle coat assembly; endoplasmic reticulum to Golgi vesicle-mediated transport
Cellular component (GO): endoplasmic reticulum exit site
Molecular function (GO): identical protein binding
Source: RefSeq, a predicted model, not a curated record
AAAGCAAAUUGACGUUUUACAUUCCAAAUAAUAUUUUUUAAUACGAAUUUUAAAUAUAAAAAAUGACUGAAUCUGAAUUUCAACAAAUUGACCUAAGUGGCAAGCUUAUUAUUAAGGUUCAACUUGGCAAUGAUAUACGCAGAAUUCCUAUUCAUAAUGAAGCCCUAACUCUUGAUGAGCUUGUGCUAAUGAUGCAAAGAGUAUUUAGAGGAAAAUUAUCAUCUAAUGAUGAUAUUACCAUCAAAUAUGCAGAUCAAGAUGGAGAUUUGAUAACUAUAUUUGAUAGUUCUGAUUUAUCAUUUGCUAUUCAGUACAGUCGUGUUUUAAAGUUAAAAAUAUUUUUGAGAAAUAAAGAUACUCUAGAAAAUGAUAAUUUUGAAUGUUUUGAUUGUUCUGUGAUUAAAAAAGAAUUAUGUGCAAUACGGGACCAAGUGAAUCGAUUGCUGGAUACUUUAAGUAGUGCACAUAAACCACAUUAUGUCACGCAAGGAAAUAAUAAAGAAAUCAAAGCUGCUUCCAAGGAAUCAGAACAUGAGCAUCAAUCACAAAUUAAGCCAACAGCUGUUACUAAAGACUUCGACCCCAUACAAAAAAGUAAAGUAAAAGAGGCAGUAGUAGAAGAUAAAACACCAAAAAAUACACAAAUAAAAACAAAUGCAACAUUACAAAAUAAUGUUGAAGUUAGUAAGGUUGAUUCAGCUUUUAAUUAUCCACAAACUCAUCUUCAGCAAAAUGUUGGAACAACUCCUGCUUUACAAGGAGAAGUUCCACUAGUUAGCAGCCGUAUAUUUCCACCUAGUAAUACAAAACUACCUCAGCAAGGAACUACAGGGGCGAUUUCAAUUGAUGGAAAUAUUGCACAGCAAAAUUAUGGAUACAUGCAACCACAACCAUCUAAUGUAGCAUUUUCUGAUUAUUCCCAGUAUAAUCAAUCAUGUAUGCCGACUAGUAUGUCCCAGUAUUCUAUGCCAAAUGAUACAAAACAAAACUUACCACCUCCAACAUCGGUGUACCCAGUUGCAGCUGACAUCUCUCAACAUGGAGUUCACUCCAGUUACAAUAAUAUUUUGUACUCAAAUCCAGCUUACCAAAUACCACAACAAGUGCCAACAUAUCAAAUGCAGCAAAUGGGAUUGUAUCAGGAUAAUAAACAAUGAAAUAAAAGAAUCCAUACCGAUAUAGUAAAUAAUUUGCCCAA